Messenger RNA from Oryzias melastigma (Indian medaka), 1477 nucleotides. RefSeq names its product 2-oxoglutarate and iron-dependent oxygenase domain containing 2 (gene ogfod2). Lineage: Eukaryota; Metazoa; Chordata; Actinopteri; Beloniformes; Adrianichthyidae. The record is from RefSeq and is a predicted model, not a curated record. Gene Ontology annotation, molecular function: oxidoreductase activity, acting on paired donors, with incorporation or reduction of molecular oxygen; L-ascorbic acid binding; iron ion binding.
UGCGUAUGUAAGCGCGUGCCACCAAACUUCCGUCGGCGUCUUUUUGACACGAAUUGAAGGUAUUCGUAUUUAACAGGGGAAUAACAAUGACAGGUGAAGUAGAUAGAAAUGUUCGGUUUUAUGGGUGUGGAUGUUUCACUACUGACAACAUUUUCCUGGAGGAUUACAGUCUGCACGUCCGCUUUGUGACGGAGCAACAAUUCAGACGAGACUACAGAGCUAUACUUUUAAAACUCGGUUGUGACUCUGACGAAAAAUUUAAGGACGUCCUUAAUAAGAUUUCCCAGGAAGUUGACAGACGAAUACAUUUAGAUGAAGCAUCUGCUGAGAGAACUGCUGCAAUAAAACGCACAUACCGGCCCCUUCAUCCUCAUGUCUACCAUCUGGAGGAGUCUUACCUCACUCCAGAGUUCAAGACGAUUGUUGAAUACUGUCGAAAUAUCGACGCCAGUAAAGACGGGCUCUUGAAGUUUUUGGAGGAAGAGGCAGAUUCUCCUGAAUGAGCUUGGCUUUGAUGAGACCUUCAUCACGCCUCUCCGAGAGCAGUAUUUGCUUCCACUCACCUCUUUGCUUUACCCAGACUGUGGGGGGCGUUGUCUGGACAGCCACAAGGCCUUUGUGGUCAAAUAUGACAUGAAUGAAGACUUGGACCUGAGCUAUCAUUAUGACAAUGCAGAGGUCACACUUAAUGUCUCCAUUGGUAAAGACUUCACUGAGGGCAACCUUUAUUUUGGCGAUAUGAGACAGGUUCCUGUUAGUGAGACCAAGAUUACAGAGGCUGAACACAGGAUCACUGAAGGCCUCCUCCACCGGGGGCAGCACAUGCACGGGGCGUUGCCCAUCUCUCAUGGCCAGCGCUGGAACCUCAUCAUCUGGAUGAGAGCCUCACAGGAGCGCAACAAGCUGUGCCCCAUGUGCAACAGCAAGCCCUCACUGGUGGAGGGACGGGGCUUUGCUGAUGGCUUCACCAAAGCAAACUCAUAGUUUAUGUUCCAGCGAGCUGGGGAACUUGUAGCCUUCAUCUUUUGCACAAUUGCAUCAUUUUCCAUUAAAAAAAUUGGGACAUUUUUGUUUAUUAUGAAGUUCAAUUGCAGGUGUUUGACAUUCAGUUAAUUUUCCUAUUCUCCAGUGAUCAAUGCACCACCACCUCAGUCCCAGAACCUCGAUCACGAGGUUCCGGCAGCAGACAGAAAAAAAUAAAUACAUACACCGUUCAGAAACUUAAGCACAAAAAAUGUUCCUUUGUGUUGAAAAAAAUACCCAAAUGAAUGAGGAUUUAUGUAAAGACUAAAUAUGACCAAUCUUUUUGCCCUGAAAGAUAAUCGGAGUCUGGAUUGAGUGUUAAAAAAUUGCAUUGUGAGGAAAAAAAAAUCCUGUUAUUUCCUUUAUGGAAUAUUUAAAAUCAGAAGCAACUUCUACACAUCAACUGUGUUUAAUUUAAUCUUCAUCAACUGUAAACAGAACAAAAAUAAAAAAA